Molecule: messenger RNA, 8681 nt
Organism: Perca fluviatilis (European perch)
Lineage: Eukaryota; Metazoa; Chordata; Actinopteri; Perciformes; Percidae
Product: phosphatidylinositol 3-kinase regulatory subunit gamma-like
Exons: 12
Coding region: 899-2536 (545 amino acids)
Biological process (GO): phosphatidylinositol phosphate biosynthetic process; insulin receptor signaling pathway
Cellular component (GO): phosphatidylinositol 3-kinase complex
Molecular function (GO): 1-phosphatidylinositol-3-kinase regulator activity
Source: RefSeq, a predicted model, not a curated record
CACAGAUCAGCGGAGAUUUUUUUCUGUGCAUUACAUGUAAAAGUAAAAACAAAGUGGGAACUAUCUUGGAAAAGGCUUGACUUAUAUGAUCGGUGAAGAUGUAUCGGAGAAGAGGAGAGGAAAUACCCAGAGGAAUGGCAUCGUGGGAAAAUGUGGCACUCAGAGGGGACGGACAACAGCCAAGUGGAGAGGAUCUUUAAAAGAUGGAGGACACAGGCGGAGAGGCAGUACAGGAUGGGAGGAGUGGGGGGGUGGAGGACAUUGGAUGGCGUGAGGACCGAGGCCGGUGGUUGGUUUGAUCUGAGCCACGUGUGUGUCCAGCCACGUCUCUUCGCCGCUUAAUGGAGUUCGAUGAAACGUUGGCUUCCUCUGCCGCCCGGUCCCUUCUGUCUUGGCCCAGGUAGGUUUUCUGACACAAGAUGAUGUGCGAGUCCUUGAGGAAGAAAUCAGAAAGUGGUGCUUCAGUCCCUCAUUCUCCAGUGGGUAUACAGCUCAAUAACUAGUGUCAAGGUGUAUAUGAAGCAGGCAGUCAGCUGUUCCGUAACAAACUGUGGUUGUUCUGGGUAGCUUCCAGGUAUGAAUCCUUUUAGGGGAAUGACUGUGAAGCAGAACAAAGAAAACUCCCACUGAGUACAUUAAAGUGAAAACACAGGAUCUACUGGCAAUGUCAUCGCUCUGCUCUGUGAUGAGGUUUAACUGGGGGUUCAGGCUGAGAAACAUGCUCUACCUCCACAACACAGGGCAGCCUUGAACUCUGCACCAUCACCCUAUCUAUCCUCAGCCAUGAGUGUAACUGUAAGAUGAUAGUAUGAGAACAACAGCACCGUGGCAUCUAACAUCCCACUACUUCACCACAUCAAUAAAAACCUAGCUGGACUAUUCAGUCUGUGUUGUAAAAAUGGCAGAAAAAGUUUUCCAGCUUAGAUCUCUCAACUGCGCAGAAGACUUCCCAACGACAUCACUAGCAUCCCUCCAUCUCAGGGACGAGGCUGUGGUCAUCAACGAGAGCACCAACCAUAUGGGAGAUAAUCCUGAGCCUCAUUCUGUAUUUUCUGUGAUGACGUCAUCACCGCAUAACCAAUCACGACAACAGACAGACAUAUCCAUGGCUACUAGGCCUGAGCCUUCACCAGCAGUUCAAGAGUUCUUGGAUCCUGAGAUGGGCCAAAGCGACAGCGAGGCUCAGGCUCACACCCUGACAGCGUUCCUGCAAGACCUUUCCUCCCCUGUUGAUCCUGAUGAUGUGUUUCCUGCACUAAGAACCAACAUUGUCAAGGAAGGAGAACAACCCAAGAACAACAAAACCAAAGCGAUGGCAGCAUGUGACUCCAGCUCUGAUGACAACCAUCUGUCUAAUGCAGAGUGGUACUGGGGAAAUACCACGAGAGAGGAAGUAAAUGAGAUGAUGAGAAACACUCCUGAUGGGACGUUCCUGGUCCGAGAUGCUUCCAGUAAGGUUAAAGGGGAAUACACUCUCACGCUAAGGAAAGAUGGCUCCAACAGACUGAUAAAGAUCUACCAUCAUGGGGGGAAGUAUGGCUUUUCUGAGCCACUGGUCUUUCUCUCUGUGGUGGACCUUAUCCAGUACUACCAGAAGAAGUCUCUGGCCCAGUACAACUCUAAACUGGACACAAGGCUACUUUACCCCAUAACCAGAUACCAGCAGCAGCAGGCUGUGAUGGAAGUUGACAUUGAUGCAGUUGGAGAACAGCUGAGGAUAUUUCAGGAUCAAUACAAAGAGAAGAGCAAAGAGUAUGACCUUCUGUUUGAGAAGUUUAACCAAACCUCCCAGGAGCUGCAGAGCAAGCGGACAGCCAUAGAGGCUUUCAGUGAAAUCAUUCGGAUCUUUGAGGAGGAGUGUGAAACCCAAGAACGCUACAGCAAAGAAUACAUCGACAUGUUCCUCUCAGUAGACAGCAGUACAGAUUCAGACACGAUUCAAAGCAAUUCAGAUGAGCUGCAGUCCAGGGUGGAGGAGAUCCACAACAGCAAGAAGAAGUUGGAAGAGGAGCUGAGGAGGAAGGCGCAGGCUCACAUGGAAGUCGAUAAGAAAAUGAACAGCCUGAAGCCCGACCUUGUGCAGCUCAGGAAGAUCAGAGAUCAAUACCUGCUCUGGCUCAACCAGCAAGGUACUAGGCAGAGCCAGAUUAAUGAUUGGCUGGGUAUCAGGAAUGAAGAAGAAAACCCAUACACUCUGGCAGAUGAUAUCAACCAGGAAGAGAGCAACUGGUACGUUGGUGGUAUGAGACGUAAGGAGGCAGAGGAGCUGCUGAAGGGGAGGAGGGACGGGACCUUCCUAAUCAGAGACAGCCAGACUCAGAGAGGCUCCUUUGCCUGCUCUGUUGUUGUGGAUGGGGAUGUGAAGCACUGUGUGAUCUACAGGACAUCCACAGGGUACGGCUUCGCUGAGCCCUACAACUUAUACCCAUCGCUAAGAGAGCUGGUCCUCCAUUAUCGACACACAUCCCUGAAUAAACACAACCAGCAGCUGAAUGUAACCCUGGCCUGGCCCGCUCUCAGCCAGCAGCCCAGCUGAGACACACCAGCAGGCCACCCUGAUGGCACUUUCCCACAGCUUCACUGUAUUUGCACCACGGACGCACUAACGUGGACACUGUUACCAGGCUCUAACAGUACGGGUUAGUGUCGAAUUUCCAGAAACAGUUUUAGUGCUCAGAUCAAAAAAUCCUACACUGAUUAGAUGUCAUAGCAAACAAAAAGCAUUACGGCCACAAUCAUUCGUAUGCUUUGCUAAGUUACUUGGAACAGAUUUUGAACAGCUUUUCCACAGCAGUUUUAAGAUUGAUUAGUUCAUUGUCAGCUUUGUGAGUUAAAUACAAUGGUUGCAUUUGGACUGCAGCUCUGUUCUAAUGCAAUUUUUUUUUUUAAAGCUAAUGUUCCUAAUAUUAAAAUUCCCAUUUACUUGCCAUCUGCACAGCUUGCAAAACACAAUUGGGAUUAUGUACUUAACUGAAUUCAACACUGAAUUAAAUCUUUUGCAGCAGUACCGAGGUAGCACUGAAAUAUUGCCUCAUCAUGACAACAAUAGUACAGUAGCGAGCGUCCCAAACCGAUGCUGGUAUUAAAGUUGCAAAAAUCUUAACAGUGUAGUAAUUUAUAAUGACGAUAUCAGGGUAACACAGGAUACUAGUAUCCCGCUUUCAGAAUACUGAUACUAAACUGCUUUUUAUAAGUAAAACAAUCAAAGCAGAGAAAUAUAAUUUGGCUUGCUUUUUAAGUAUAAAAAGGAAGGUAUAUUUCCCUGUUCAAGAGAAAUUGAUUUAAGUUAUUCACUAAUCCAGAAAUUUCAUAUUUCAGUGUUGAUGGGCUGUUGUUUUUUUAGUAUUUUUUCUGAAAGUACAAGAAAUCAUAAAUAUUUAAGAAGCAAAUAUUACAUUGCAAAGAGUAUUUAAGUCAUGGUCUCUAUAUUUCAAAUAUAUUUUUGUCCAACAAUCCCAAUUAAUGAUCUGCAACAGCCAUCCACAGUACAUAUCUUAAAUCCAUAUAAUCAGUGCAGUUGCAGUGUUUAAGGUGCUUCUGGGAAACUGAGCUAAGGAUGGGAGCUGCACUACCAAGCACAUGUGUAUUAUGGCUAGUGUAGUGUAGAAAAAAAAAAGUGUAGAGGAGACACACAAGCACUUUAUCCAAAACAAGACAACCAGAAUAUACAUAAGCACAGAGAUGAGCGCUGGAGAUGUGUGAGACACUGAUUUUUACAUAGUGAUGUUGUUGGUUGAAAAGAAGUUUUUAUUUCAGUGGCUAGGAAUAUAAAAAUUAUUUUCUUACUGUCAUCUUCAUUCUCCACAAUAUCUUCAUGAGACAAAAUAAGGAUUUCAUGGAUUCUACCUCUGGGGUGUAUUUAUGCUUUUAGCUCCUAUGUGUAGGAUAUUUUUGUUCUUAUAGCAAUCAAAUUGUUGGCAGGUGAUGAUUUUUUUUGUAGAAAAAUGGGACAAUCACGCAAAAGUUUGUUUAAUCUAUGUGUGGCUUUAAGCUCACUGUUUAACACUUUAAGUGUUAAUAAUAACAUGAGCCAGUAUAAACAGACAAAUACUGAAAGUAAUUCUGUGUGUUGUGUACAUGCACAUUUGGGAAUAUCAACCCAAAAUAAGCGCAGUUACUUAGGUAUAUGGGUAAUAUCAAUCUGGUUCUGAUUAAUCUUUGAUGAGUCAGCUGUUUUUUUAUUUAUAUAUGCUUUCUGAGGAUUUCUGUUGGAGUUGGUGAGCCAGGUGCUUUGAUUAGUCUCUGGAGCGAUAAUAUACACUAUAGAGGUCUUUUAGAUUUCGGUCUGGUUGAAAAGUGCCCUUAAGUGUUCCUGUUCCAGCCAUCAUAAUUUUAAUUGUGUUACUCUCAGGAGAGAUGUCUUGCCCCUUACAUGAGUAUGAUGUUGGGUGUCAAAAACAAUGUUCUGAUGAACCAAAUGUUUAGGUUGUGUAUAGCUCGAUACAAGGCUACAAUAGCAUAAAUACUCUGGAAUACCCUCAGGAAGAGUAUUAUUAUCGAAGGUAGUUGCUUUUUACUAUAAUAGCACAAUUUUUAAAAUCAUUAUAUUUAACUAUUUUGUAAAAGUGAGUGUCAAAUAGACUUUAUUCCCCCAGCAGUUGCUACAUUAACCCAUGAGAAUACAAAAUAAUUAAGAAAACAAAAGGCUCAUAAUCAUAAUGGUUUUUAACUUAGACAACUGUUAAAUUUUAGCCAUGACCUGAAGUGAACCUUAGACCUUAGCUGAUCAUAUUUUAAAAGAGUUUAAAGAACUGAUUUUACAUAUAAAGACUUAAAAGUAUUACCAUUACUGCUUGAAUUUUGCAGGCUUGUUAGCUACCUUUGCUCGCUAAUUGGCAACUAGCUAACAAGGUAUGAUUCCAGCUAUGGUGGACCAAAUAUAGUAUAUUACCAUGAAAUGUUACAAAAUUAUGAUAUCGAAAUUCACUUGUUUGUUAAAUGUUGGUACAUAGCUGCAAAACAUACUGGAGAUGAUUUUUUUUUGCUCCUUAAGUGUGAGGUAUAUUCAAAAUGGCGAUGAAAAAUUACAUCUAUAAUGUAAACAACUGAAAUGAAAGUUGUUUACAUUUUAGGCCUAUCCAGGCCCCUGCGGCCCUGGGAAGGUAAGAGGGACUCCUUUAAUGGUGCACUUUGUGUGGUGCUUACAGUGAGUUAGUGAAUCAUUGAAAACUAUUUUUUAUAGGGGGAAAGACACAGUAGUCUUUAAAUAUGGCAUAGUUAGUUUGGGUUACCCAUUAAUAUAUAUUUUCCUGUUUAAUGGGUCCCUUUAAAUACACUUCUCUCUCAGCGGUCACUCAAACAUGUGCUUGAUGCUUGCUGCACACUUGACGCUAUUAGUUUUGUCAGAGUGUUUAUUGUCAUGAAGGGAGUUGAAAAAGUUGUGUCCAAUUCCUUCUUUGUGGCAGUAAAGUUGAGAUGUAAAUGUUUGAUUUUGCAUGCAAUCACUGUGUAACAGAUUACCUAGGUAUUAUAUGUACUACUAAUUUAAAAUGUGGACAUAGCGGCUGGGUACUGUUUUGAUACCAGUUCUGGUAUUAUAGGUUCACCGCCAGCUAUAAAAGAUAUGUUUUGUUACCUUUCUUUGAUGGGUUAUCUGUAUUCUAUGUUUUGAUGUUGUUGCUUUGUCUCCAUCAUUGGUGCUAAGCACUCAUUGCUGUAGUUUUCCUUAAAUGCACCUCUCCGAGAUCACCUGUCAGUCAUACAGUAUGAGUGACACUGUGAAGUCGUAUUUAUCAAAGCAAAUGGAGAAGCUUUCAUGUUGGGGUAUGGUUUGUUGUGCUUGUGACCACAUCAAUCUGUGAUAUAGUGUUGCACAGUUAAGUGCUGCACUGCACAGGUUGUGGACAGAGCGUGUCACAACCACUAGAUGGCGGUGCAUGCAGGACUUUUGACCUGUGUGCAUAGCUAACAGUCUAUGCCUGUGUGUAGUUACUCUUUAGAGAAGUGCAUUUUUUAAAUGUUGGUCCACUGUUUAUGCUGUUUUGUAGUACCCAGUUGUACCAGUGGUGUAGUGUAAAAGGAAAUACUGUGAAGUUAAGGUACUUAGGACUCACACCACCGCCAUCAGACUGCUGAGCUUCAUCUUUGUUAGCCUGAAUUCCAAUUUCAUUUCAUCUUAUAGUGACUUGUUAUACAGAAAACAUGGAUGCACAUAAAUGACUAUUAUUACUUAAGGCAUGCAAGGUGCAUGUCUAGCAUGUGAAACCAUAAGUAAGCAUCUGUCCGUUAAAAAAAAAAUUAUUUAUUAAAUUAGAUUAAUUAAAGUGUUAAUUUAAGUCCAUAACUUGAAAUAUAAAUGUAUUUAAUAUUGUGAAUUCUAAUUAAAGAAACUUUACUUAUCCAGGUUAAUUUUGUAGCAGUAAUACAGUUUAAAAGGUGUAGGCCUACAGGUUGUAUGUGCACAAACACAACAUAAGACUACACCACUGCUCUGUCGGGUUUAGAUUUAAAGCACAGUAUUUGCACACAAGUACCUCAUGUGAGGUGGAGAUACUAUGACUGUCUUCAUGUCUUCAUCCACCCUGUUACUGAAGCAGGUGGUGGUGCUAAAUAUGGACAAGUUGCUGAUGAGAUUGAUAUGUCGUAGCAUUGAUAAAAGCACAGAUUCUUUUUUGUCUCUUUAAUCAGCUGUCCACUUAGUAGUAUUUAUUUCUGCAAAGUCAGUUUUGUAAUUGUAUGUGCACAAUUUGGUCUUUUUCUGUUGUCUCUUUUUGUAAGUUAAGAAUUGUAGCAUUGUGCAAACAAAAAUGAAAUAGAGAGAUAACUAAAACCCAUUUCAAAAUGAUUGUUGUUUUGUAGGAGAAUAAUUGGUGUCUCACUCAUAUCAUGAAAUGUGUGUCAUGUAUUUUCAGCUGCAGUCAUGCUAAGUAGUUCUGUCCAACUAAUUCUUCAUAAUAACCUACUAUUCCCUAAUGCCUAAACAACCAUUACAAUACAUUUGCUGUUGUAUAUUAAUAUAAUUAUUAUACACAGUUAUUAAAAAAAAGUAUUGUUAUGUUGAAAGAAAGAAAAGUCUCCAGCUACUAGCCAUCUUGGUAAGCUAUUUAGCUUGUCUGCCGACCUUUCAACAUCGUAAAUCGUUUAUGACUGCAUUAAAAGAAAAGUAAGUGAUAGCCAUUUAGAUUUUUAUUUUUAGAAUGUGCUCCAUAGAACCUCCCACCAAGGAAGUUGAGAUUUGUUGCAAUGGAUUUGUGGCAUGGAAGAUUAAAUGAGUCUAACUGGUGUAUGAUGUGGUAAUAACAGCUUUGUUUGGCUUCAAACAAAUAAGACCCAGCCGGAUGCCUUUAACUGGUUGUCUUGUUAAUUGAGUCCAUUUACUUGGGUUGAUGAUGAGAUUAAUUGAAGGGCUUGAUAUUGUGAGAUACUGGAUUGACAAAAAAAACAACACCUUGUUCUGUGGUGUAAUGAUAUAUAGACAUUAUAGUGGUAAUAAUGCAAGUUUAAAUUCCCAGGAGGGGAAGGUAUUUUUACACAGUUCCUCCUCCCUAGGAAGUUCAUAUUGGACGGUGCCUCAGGACACGAUUCAUGUCAAUGCCUAUGUUCAGCAACGAUGCAGGAAGUAGUGUGCACUUAGAGAAGCACAGGGUAUGGGUGUGGAAGCUGGGCUUGUGAAUGGGCAUGUAACAGGCUUGAUUUUGAUACUGGAGAAUAGGGUUUUACUUGUCUCAAUGAUGAUGAUUAAUCAAGUUGUUUUACUUGCCUAACUUCAAAUCAUAAUGUAAUUGGCUGGUACGGCUAUUGUAAAAAUAAUUAAAAACCAUUUGCAAUGAAUAUUCAAAAAUGUUUGCAGUCAAUGCAAUUUAAUGUAUUUUGCAGAAUUGGUCUACAUCAAUGUGGUGAACAGGUUGUUUAGGUUUGUGUUAAAGUACAAGGUUAGAUAGUGUUGAGUUAAAGGAACUGGUUAUUUAGGUACAGUAUAAGAGGUAAAGGUAGGUCUGGCUUUGUGCAGGUUCAAGUAUUACGUUGGAGACAGAUUAAGUUUAGAAAGUAUGGGAAUGGUUAUGUUUACUAAGGGUUUGGUGUGAUUAUGGGUAAAGUUAAGAGGAAGGAGGUUGGUUAGUAAAUUAUAUUUGCAUUCACACAGUUUUUGGCUCCAUCAACUUUCUUCCAUGCCGUAAACAUUGUGGGAUCUAGCAGUAACAUUUGUCGUCCACAAACCACAAUAUUUUAGGAGAUAGGGUGACCAUCUCACCCUUAGUUAGAUGGGAGAAUCUUUAUCAGCUUAUUGGUUUUGGUUUUUAAAUCCAGGGACUUGAUAUAUUUAGACAGGUUUUGUUUCACUUUGAGCUGCUGUGCAUAUGGUCAAAUACCUCUACUUUUCUCUGCAACACAUUCAACAUACUAGUACUUGAUGUUUCUGUAACUCUGACUUCUUUUUUUUCCCCAUUGUGGCUGUAUGGACUCGUCUUCUGCUUAAAUCUUAAGCAUUAAGCUGCCCUUUGUAAUAGCCUAAUUGCUGUGAGAAAAUAUUGUUAUUAUUGUACAUGCUUAUUUAAUGUAUUGAUUAUGCAAUAACAGUCAGCUUUUUUGAAAUACCUUUUGUUUCAUUUAGGAGUCAUAUCUGAGGAAAAUUGAUGGUUCUUAAACAUUUUUUGUUAGUAACCUGACAUUAUCCACUUCAGAACAUCAUUGUUCAUGUAUGCACUUUCAGAUCCCCGAAUAAAUUUGAGAAGAUGGUUUAA